UUCGUCGUUGCUGAGGGGAGGGGGGACUAGGCCGCGGGGCGAUCGACAUCCUUCCCGACUCUUGUAUGGUGAGGAGUUGUGUUCCUUUAUUGGACGGUUUUUUAAUGGACCUGCUGCUGUUUAGAAUGAAUCCCUGGACUUUUACUAGUGAACGUGAAGGACAGAAGUUCAAGUUUUAUAUUUGCUAAUCCGAUUGAAAAAAACUCCCGUUUCACGGUUGGAGGAAUAUUCAGGAUCUGAAAAAUGACUGAUAAUUUAGACCAAUUUAUUAAAGAUCAGAAGGCCAAGUUGGCCAAAGAUAAAAUGGAAUUGGAGAAUGAUCCCCCUUAUAUGGAAAUGAAGAACAAAGGUACAGACAUGCAUUCUGAGCAUAGCAAAAUGUUUAUCUCCAUGGCUAAAGAAAAUAUACCACCACUCAGCCAACAGACCAUUGAUCCCACCUUUAGAUUGACUUUGCCACUUGGAGAAGAUUCUGAAGAGAAAAUGCGUACAUUACGGGAAGAACUUAAGCAAGAUUACCGACAGUAUCUCUCUCAGGGCAUUACGGCAAAAAGAAAGAAAAAUGUUUUAUCUACUGGUGAAGUAGAUCCAUCUACCCUAGGAGUCUCUCUUCCUAUUGGUGAGAGGUUGUCUGCCAAGGAGAGAUUGAGGCUUGAAAGAAACAAAGAGUACAAUCAGUUUCUCAGGAGUAAAACAGAUUGUCGUGAAAACUUCAUUCCCUUGGACAAGAAAAGCACAGAGAUUUAUUUUCAGAGAGGAGCAUUUUCUUGGGUCUUAGAACUCUUCCACAGAACAUCCUGUUACAAGGAAGGAUGUUACACAGUAAUCCAGGGACUCCCAGAAGAGAUGACAGUAUUCCUUCCCCGGGGCCCCGAAAAGAGCGGCUACAUCCGAAGCGAAUGGAGGAGGAUAGGUUUUGCAGACUGGUUGAUGGACACUGAGUUAACGAAUAGAAGAAUACAUAGAAAGCCUGAUGAUGUGGAUAUUCUAGUAAGCGGCACCAAGGAGCUGCCACUCGAUCUCAUACUCCCUAUUACAAGUCAUUGUAGAAUUAAUGACAAUUGUGAUUGUGAUAGAAGAUAUUUCAGACCAGAUUAUGGUCCUGAAGCAAGAAAAACAAUGGAGCAUACUGGGUUUAGUAAUGACAUUGAGUAUGACAGACGACCUAUGAGGGUAAACAAUAAGAAUGACAGAAUGAAAUCAAACAGAUGUGAGACAGUAUCACCUGAGCAAUAUGAAGAUGACUUUCGAGAACAAUCAAAAGCACCAGUCCUGUCGAUUGGAAAGAGGUACAUAAACUUUUAUUUUCUGUCAGUGCCUAUGUUCAAGACAGUUCGUCUACUAAAGAAGUACCCAGGCCUCCCACUGGUCCACUCACAGGAUGAUUUUUUGUGUCAUGACUCAGAUUAUAAUUCCAUAUGGAUCGUCUGUUUAGACUAUUCCAAACAUUAUGGUGAUGAAAAGGAAAAAGAGUUGGAGCUCCGUGUUGCUGCUUCUGGGGCUCAAGACCCUGAAAAAAAUGGAGGUUGCAGUGAGAACAAGAAAGGAGAACUGAAAACAAGGAACUCAGAGGAAUGGAAAAAGCAGUACAUAUUUGCUGCCUUUUCAAUGCUGCCAAAACUCCAGCAGCUUAUGAGACAUCUGUGCAUGCACAACACUACAGAGGGAUGUGCAAGCAGUUCCUCCUGGGAAAUAAGAGACUUGGAUCCAACUGUCAAGACCUAUUAUGAAUGCCUUCAGCUUUUUGACUUGGUUUGGGACAGAAUGGCAGCUGUCCCACCUCCUCCCCCUCCAGUUUUUACAUAUGCCUACAAAACUCCUUAUGAUGAAGCUUAUAAUUACUAUGGGGCGAGAAACCUUUUGGAUUCUAAUCCUGAAUAUUAUGGCCCAGGAAGGAUGGGAGUGGAGCCUACCACUUUUCCUAGCGCACCUGUAGCCGAACUGUCAUCACAGUCUGCUGGGAAGACAAGUACACCGGAUGCUACAAAGGAGAGAAUAAGAAUUUGUGGAAUGAUUUUUGAAGAUAAACCAAAAGCUACAAAAGAGGCAAUUCAGGCCUAUCAAAAAGAUCUGGAGCAACAGCCCCUGUUAUUCAGCCUGUACUUGAGACUUCUCAAAAUGGCAGACAUCAGCGAAUGGGAGCUGGGGCACCCCUGUCGAGAUGCAGAAGGCAAACCGUUAACUUCUGCUGUGGCGAAGAUGUUUAGUAAGGCUCUGACUCCUUUCCAGAUAAAUAACCAAGAGUCUUACAUGAAUUGUCUUCAGAUGCAGAUUAAAGAAAAAGAAGAAAGAUGUAGAAAAGAAAAAGAACUGGCAUAUUAUGAAGCUAAGAUGGAAGCUGAAAUGAGAAAUUACAAUCUCUUGGGUAUAGAUGGUUCAGGAAUAAUAGGAGUGCAGCCUUUCUCUUUUCCUAGUGCACCAGGGGCUGAACAGUCAUCAGAAUCUGCUGUGAAAGAAAGUGGACCAGAUGCUUCAAAGGUGAGAGUAAAAGCUACGGGAAUGGUUUUUGAAGAAAGACCAAAAGCAAUGAAAGAGUCAGUUCAGGCUUACCAAAAAGACCUGGAACAGCAGAUUAAAGAAAAAGAAGAAAGACGAAAAAGGGAGAAAGAAGACCUAGAGCGGUAUGAAGCCAAAAUGGAAGCUCAAAUGAAAAUAUACAAUCCCUGGGGAAAAGGUGGAGCUGGUGCACCUUUGCGAGAUGAGAAGGGAAAUCUGAUAACUAAUUUGAACAUGAUGCACAAACAAAAUGUAGAAGUCUAUCAUAACCCAGCUGCGAGAAUACGUGAAGAGAAAAGAGCUGUGGUGUUUGUUAACCCAAAUAUAGUCAUUCCACAGGCUGAGAACGUAGAAGAUUCUGCAAAUAAAAAUUCAGCUUCUCCUGUUGAAGAAGAUAUAUUUAAUAAAGGACUAACACCCCAUCAGAUCAGAAAGCAAGAGUCUUACAUGAAUUUUCUCCGUAUGCAGAUUGAAGAAAAGAAACAAAGAGCGAAAGCCGAACGCGAGAGGCUUAAGAUUGAAGAAGAAAAAGAAGAAAAGCGACUAACAGCCCAGAGGGCCAGAAUUCAACAAGAAUAUGAAGAAGAGCAGAAAAAACAAAGACAGAAAGAAGAAGAGCAAAGAAUAAAAAGUGAGGAGUUAAUUAAAUUUGCUGAAGAAAGGAGAAAAGAGGCAGAAAGAAAGAAGGAAGAAAAACAGGUUCAACAACAAGAAAAGAAGGUUAUAGAUGAAGAAGAAAUCAAGAAGGAUUGUAUACAGCCGAGAGUCCCAUCUCCAUAUGUGUCUACUACAAAAACCCAACUGCUUCCAGAUGAUGAGAGGAGAAAAGUACUUGAUAGCUUAGCAGCUUUAAGAAGGCGGCUUCAUACUGAGGAGCAACGUGUGAAAGAAGACAUAAUAAUUAUGAAUCAUGAAAAUGAAAAAUACUUAAGGAAAAGAGAGAACAAUAAAUUUAAUGCUUUUAGUCUGGGCCGACUUGGAAAGCAAAUUUUAACCCGGCCACAUACAUAUUUCAAAGGAACAGAUCCCCAGACUAUGCGGAACAUCCGUGAGUUUAACGAGCUUAAAUCGAGAGAUUCUGAAACCCGGGAAUAUGUAAGGAAUAUAUUCCCCAGUCCUCCAAUUGAUGACAUAACACUGGAUAUUCAGCAACAGGCUCUGUUAAGAGAGCAACAGAAACAAUUAAAUAAAAUGAAAAUGAGGGAAUGGGGAGAAGAAUUUGAAACUGAGGAAGAUGAUCCACCAGAUAGUGAAAACACGCUCACUCUUCAGGAGCAGGCCCAAUUGAGAGCCCAACAAAAGAAAAAGAAUAAAAAGAAAAUGAAGGAAAAGUUCGAAGAAUUUGAAUCUCUCUCUAAUAUGAGUGUACUCCCUGAUCCACCGGACGUAGAACACACUAUGACUCUUCGGCAACAAGCUCAGUUGAGAGCCCAAAGAAGGAAAAUGCACAGAAAGAAAAUGAAGGAUCGUUCGGAAGAAUUUGAAACAUUUUCAGAUGCGAGUGCAUCCCCUGAUCCACUAAGCAUUGAACACACUCGGUUUCUUCAGGAACAAGCUCAAUUGAGAGCCCAGCAUAAGAAAAUAUAUAAAAAGCAAACCAGUGAACCUAUGAAAGAAUUUGAAGCAUUCGCCGACGUGAGUGCACCCCCCACUCCACCAAAUGCUGAAGACAUUCUGACUCUUCAGCAGCAGGCUCAGUUGAGAGCCCAACAGAAGAAAGUGAAUAAAACAAAAAUGAAUGAAAAUUUUGGAGAUUUUGAAAUAGCAGAUGGGAGGAAUGCGUCCCUCGAUCCACCAAACUUUGAACACAGUCUCACUCUCCAAGAACAGGCCCAAGCUAGAGCCCAACAAAAGAAAAUGAAGGAAAAACAAAGGAAAGAAAAUUUUGAAGAGUUUGAGACAUUCUCAGAUGUGAGUCCACCCCCAAAUCUACCCUCCAGUGACCACCCUCAGACUCUUUACCAGCAGGCUCAGUUGAAAGCCCAACACAAGAAAGCACCCACAAAAAAUAUGCCUGAAACCUGUGAUGACUUUAACCUACAGAUCAUGGAACUGGCUGAGGAUGAAUUCAGGGACAAGCCAAGGGACUUCAUGAACAGUUCACUUUUGGAAUCUGACAGUGCCUUUAUCGGUGCUAAUGGGGAGCCAUUUGCUGUUGAGGAAAACAGAAGCUAUACAUCAUUUGCAAGGGAAUUCAGGAAAAAACCUGAAGAAUUUCCCGAUACCAUCUCCUUAUGCUCCGAAACCAGUAUAAAUGUUGAAGAACUUAGAACCAGAAAUGAGGAACGGAUGCAAAGACUCAACGGACUCCAAAAGAAUCUCUCCUCAGCAGGUCGGGACGACAGCGACAAUUUCCUGCUUGAUCCCGACGGCUCUCUGAAGCAGUGCUCCCCCGAGGGUGGUGAAAGAGCGGAUUCGGCAACGACCCUGGCGUCUGAGCCCUGGCUCCGCCCAGGAACUUCGGAAACGCUGAAAAGAUUCUUGGCGGAACAGUUCAACCCCGGCCACUUUCCCUUGGAAAAUCCAGUCGCUUUUCACUGGCAGGGCCUGUCGACGGCACAUGGCUAAAGCCGAUGGAGGUUUGUGGGGGAAUGAGCUCUGCUUUUUAGGAUGAAAGGAUUAUGGGAAAUGAGAUGCACUUUGGGGCUUUUUCCCUCCUAGAAAGGUGUAGCCAGUUCAGAUGGACAUAUGCAUACACUCUAAAUUGCAGAGUGUUUAAGACCCCCAAAUUGAAAUGACACUUGGGGCAGUUGCCCAAUGCUGUAAUUUGUAUUUUUACUUUGGUGGUGUUUCACCGUGCCUUUGGCAGCCUUGCUUCCUCUUGAGCAAAAUCUCUCUUCCCCCACUUCAGUCUGGAUUUGGACCUGUUUCCUUCCCCUCCCCACCAUCGCAGUCUCCAGGCUAGCUCUUAGGUGCCAAGGCAUUGCUUUUGUUUCUUGCUCUUCUGUCAGGGACUCAGCCUCCUCCUUGGCCAGCUUCACUCCACCUCCCCGGUCUCCUUCUCUACCUCGCUCUUGACUCCCAUUGGUCAGGUCUUUCCCCUCUAAGUACCUCAAUGUACUGAUGCAUUUAGUUGCCUGUCCUUACAUCAUUUGUAUCUAUUUCAGCUGUUGGAGGUUUGCAAUUUGUGUCUACUCAUCUCCAUUAGAUUACCAAGGUAUGUGAGGUUAGGGAUAGAGUUUUUUUUCAUAGAGGGCUCUGCACUUGGGAGGUGCUUGAGAAAUAAAUACUGAUUUCCUCUUCAGCUAAGCACUAAUUACACGCUGGUUAUCCAGGUACUGUUUUAAUUUAAUGUAUAAUUUAAGAAAUGGUUUUUGUGAUCAAUUUUAACUGUCCAUGGAUGGCAAUAAAUUUUUAUUUUAUUACCA
Messenger RNA from Ornithorhynchus anatinus (platypus), 5864 nucleotides. It is a transcript of the gene CSPP1, whose product is annotated as centrosome and spindle pole associated protein 1. The record is from RefSeq and is a predicted model, not a curated record. Gene Ontology annotation, biological process: positive regulation of cytokinesis. The transcript has 45 exons. Gene Ontology annotation, cellular component: spindle pole; microtubule; centrosome. Bases 244 to 5064 code for a protein of 1606 amino acids. NCBI's taxonomy places the organism in Eukaryota, Metazoa, Chordata, Mammalia, Monotremata, Ornithorhynchidae.